AUGUCGGAGUCAUCCAGGACCAUUAACCACAAGCUCAACGAGCUCUUGAGCAAAAAUAACAUCACCAAGUCCAAACUCGACUCGGCUACCGCCAUCAACUAUGCCACUAUACUCCGUGCAAACAUCCUUGGAAAGGAUAAGCAGGAGAAGGUCAACUCCAUCGUGGUUUUGGCCAAGCUUCUCGACUGUAUAAUCGGCGGAGAGGCUGUUUCGAACGAAUUUUCCAUCAUCUUGGACCACACCUUGUUCACCACCCUCUUCUCCAUAGUCAGUACCAACAUGUCCACUGAAACCUACAAGGCCAUCUUGAAGAUCUCGGUCAUUUUGAUAUCUGGCACUAUUUUUAAGACCAAGGAGGAAUCCAUCGACAAAUACCUUCCAUUGUACGAGUCGUUGAUUGAGUACUUGGAUGUCAUUGACAUCAUCACUCAAAAAUUGUACUUGCAGGACAACAAAAUCACUUUCAAUUCUAUUAAGUUGGUUACCGAUUUGAUCAACCGGGCUUUGAAGUUCGAAUACUCAGGAAUCAUCACUUUGGCUGGUAGAUUGAAGCACGUCACCUUCUUCUCCACCGUUGGUAACUUAAUUGAAACAAACGACAAAGUCAUUUUGGAGGCAAUUGUCCACCUUAAGACCUCGUACUAUAACUUAAACGAGUUUUUGAAUGCCACCAAUUUUGACUUAUCUAUCAAGUCACAUCAAGUUAUGUUGAAUAAUUUGUUCAUCUUCUUGGAGGUUUCGUUGAACGAGUAUGGUACUUUGGCUACUACUGAUGAGUAUGUCAAAGCUGGUUUCACCGAUAACCCCAAAAAGUUUGUGGUUGACAAUUUCUCCAUUUUGCUUGCCAUGGAUCUUAAGAUUUUCCUUAAGGAUCCAAAUUUCACAUUCAAAAAGAGAUUUCAUGAGGAGUUGAUGAUGAGUGACCAUUCUAGAACUUUCCCAUUAUAUUUGUUCAUCGACAGAUGUACUGAAAUGUGGAUCGAAAUCUUCCACAAGAGAGAAAGUUACCCAUUUAUUUACGAGAGUAUCUUGUCAUGGGAACUCAUGAUUUAUUUCACUAUGAACAACUGUCUUAUCUUGUGGCAGGAAACUAAAGCACAGUUGGAAAACGCAUCUGAUGUGGAUAGAAUUUUGGACUUGUUGAAGUCUAAUGUCGACUCUUUAGAGCUUGAAAUGAGUUUCAAGCAGAAGUCCAUCGAAGAGUGCUUGGAUAUAACUUCUGGAUCAACCAGUGAACAAAUGAGACAUUCACAAGUUCAGAAGAUCAAGGAGCUCCAUAAACUGAAGUGGAAUGGUAGAUUCAGCGAAUUCAACAAAGAGUUAUCCAAGGAAGUUUUGGACUUUGUAAGUGAACAAAGAGUCAUACAGUUAUUAAAGGGUUCUUGGGUUUAUACUGAGCAGCAUGGCGAGUACCUCUUGAGAACUAAGGACAGGAAGCCAGCCAAUCAAAAGUACUACUUCAUCACUUUAUCGCCAAAUAGACAGAUGGUGUACUACAAAGCAUUUGUUGAAAAGCCUUUAGUGAACCCAACUUAUGAGGAGAUGGAAACUCAGUUUUUCAAGUUGUCUGAUAUUUCUGAGCUUCAAUCCACCAAAAUUGGAGAACAUGUCGGUGAAGAAGAUAAGAGAAAGCAUAGUAUGUUAAUUUCCAUCAAGGGUACCAUUUCUUAUGAAAAAAUCACUCUUGUUGGCGAAGGAGGCAAGAGAUUAUUGAGUUUCUACACUGAUACGCAAGUCAACAAAUAUGUUUGGUUGGACGGAUUGAAAAUGUUGAAGGGACACAUCAACCAAGGACAGUUAUCUACCGAAACCGAAAAGCAAUUGGAGUACUUGAUUGAUAUAAGAAGAAAUACUCAAUUGUUGCCAUUGGAAAACAAAAAGAUCCAAUUAGAAGAAGAUUUAGAUUUGGGAGAUGAUGAUGAGUUUUAUGACAUAGAUGAAUUGAUGUCUGUGACUGAAAACUAUCAUUACAGGUGA
Messenger RNA from Suhomyces tanzawaensis NRRL Y-17324, 1977 nucleotides. It is a transcript of the gene LMO1, whose product is annotated as Lmo1p. The transcript has 2 exons. NCBI's taxonomy places the organism in Eukaryota, Fungi, Ascomycota, Pichiomycetes, Serinales, Debaryomycetaceae. The coding region runs from base 1 to 1977 and encodes 658 amino acids. The record is from RefSeq and is a predicted model, not a curated record.